AUGGAGGAAAGCCAAGAACUUGCUUUGACCCAGUUUAGAAAAUCGGUCGAGAAACUCUCUUCUUCCACCGAGGGAUAUGAGAAACCGACAUUGAUGAGGUUCCUGGUGGCAAGAUCAAUGAACCCAGGCAAGGCAGCAAAGAUGUUUGUAGACUGGCAAAAGUGGAGAGCCUCCAUGGUUCCUUCCUCUGGAUUCAUACCAGACUCAGAAGUGAAGGUUGAAUUGGAAGCAAGAAAGAUCCAUCUUCAUGGUCCAACCAAAUCCGGACGCCCUCUGUUAAUUAUUAAUGGCUCCAAGCAUUUUCCUUCCAAGGAUCAACUUGUUUUCAAGAAGUUCGUUGUUCAUUUGUUAGACAAAGCUAUCGCAAGUGGCAUCAAAGGAAAAGAAGUAGGAGACGAGAAGUCGGUAGGCCUUGUUGAUCUGCAAAACAUUACAUUGAAGAACAUUGAUCUUCGUGGAAUGAUCACCGGCUUUCAGUUCGUACAAUCUUACUAUCCGGAACGCCUCUUAAAAUGCUACGUCUUGAAUAUGCCUUCCUUCUUCGUGACCAUCUGGAAAUUUAUCGGCCGUUUUAUAGAUAAAGCAACGAAGGAGAAGAUUGUGUUAGUAACGGAUGAAGAAGAACGGAGGAAAUUCGAGGAGGAGGUGGGAUUAGAUGCCUUGCCGGAGGAAUACGGCGGCCGAGCUAAGCUCACAGCACUCCAAGAUGUUUUUCUUCCUAGCCCUGCUCCAGGAAUGUUAGCAAGAAACAAAGAUGCUUAG
Messenger RNA from Microthlaspi erraticum, 762 nucleotides. The record is from the annotation of a GenBank genome assembly. NCBI's taxonomy places the organism in Eukaryota, Viridiplantae, Streptophyta, Magnoliopsida, Brassicales, Brassicaceae.